AUGAACAUCGAAAUUGGAAAUAAGUCUAAAGUUUUAUUAACUAGAUUAUUAUCUCAACAUGUAAACAAACAACAUAUAUUACGAUAUAGUACCACCAAUAAAAAACCAAUACCAUCUUAUAAAAGCAAAACAUUUUUGAAUAAUAAUAAUAAUAACCACAACAAUGAAAAUAAUAAAAGAUACUUUAGAUCAACUUCACCAAUACUUUCAGAGAAAAGAGAUUUAUAUGAAGUUUUAGGAGUUUCAAGAGAUGCUUCAAAACAAGAUAUUAAAAAAGCAUUUUAUGCUUUAGCAAAAAAAUAUCAUCCAGAUACAAAUAGAGAUGACCCAAAUGCACAUAAAACAUUUGCAGAGAUUAGUAAUGCCUAUGAUGUAUUAUAUGAUGAUAAAAAGAGAUCAGUUUAUGAUACAGCAGGACAUCAAGGAGCAACACAAGAGAAUAUGGAACAUGGUGGAUUCCCAGGUGGUAUGGGUGGUCAAAAUGUUAAUCUUGAAGAUUUAUUUGGAGGUGGAUUCGAUUUGAAUGAUUUAUUUGGUGGCGGUGGUGGUGGUGGUGGCGGUAAAAAGAGUUCAGUAGGUGCAGAUAUGGAAGUUAAUUUACAUUUAGAUUUUAUGGAAGCAGUGAAUGGUGCAGAGAAGGAUAUUUCAUUCUAUGGUGGUACAAAGUGUACACCAUGUGAUGGUAGCGGAGCAAAACCAGGCACAAAGCCACAAACUUGUAAACAAUGUGGUGGUACAGGUUCUCAAACUCGUUCCAAUGGUUUCUUCCAUAUGGCAACCAAUUGUCGUGCAUGUAAAGGUACAGGUAAGGUCAUUAAAGAACCAUGUUCAAGUUGCAAAGGUAAGGGUAUCACUCAAGGCGAACGUACCGUUAACAUCAAAGUACCAGCAGGUAUUAACAAUGGUACCACCAUCAAAUUGGCCGGUGAGGGUGAACCUUCAAAAACUGGUCGUCGUGGUAAUCUCUUUGUUCAUAUCACAGUAUCUGAACAUGAAUUAUUUAGACGUCAAGGUAACGAUAUUCAUUUGGAUGUUCCAAUAACAAUUUCUCAAGCUAUCCUUGGUGAUACAGUUUCAAUUCCAACUCUAUCUGGUGAAGUCGAACUUAAAGUACCAAAAGGUACUCAACCAAAUGAAAAACGUGUACUCAAAGGUAAAGGUGUACGUUUUGUAAAUUCAACAGAAUUUGGUUCACAAUUUGUUCACUUUAUCGUUUCAAUACCUAAAAAUAUUAAUCAAAAGCAACAAGAACUCAUUAAAGAAUUUGACCAAGAAGAAAAAAAAAAUAAUGGUCCAUUAGAUAGUUUAUCUCAUCCAGUUUUAUCUUUUUGGAAUAAAGCAAUGAAAAGAUGGAGAGAUUAUUCAAAUAAAUUUAAGAAAUAA
Molecule: messenger RNA, 1383 nt
Organism: Dictyostelium discoideum AX4
Lineage: Eukaryota; Evosea; Eumycetozoa; Dictyosteliales; Dictyosteliaceae
Product: heat shock protein DnaJ family protein
Exons: 2
Coding region: 1-1383 (460 amino acids)
Biological process (GO): protein folding; response to heat
Molecular function (GO): ATP binding; heat shock protein binding
Source: RefSeq, a predicted model, not a curated record